Molecule: messenger RNA, 389 nt
Organism: Onychomys torridus (southern grasshopper mouse)
Lineage: Eukaryota; Metazoa; Chordata; Mammalia; Rodentia; Cricetidae
Product: keratin-associated protein 6-3-like
Exons: 1
Coding region: 46-270 (74 amino acids)
Source: RefSeq, a predicted model, not a curated record
CAGAAGCUCCUUGUCUGCCUCAAGAAAACUCCCAUUCCUGACAGCAUGUGCUACGGAAACUACUUUGGUGGCCUGGGCUAUGGCUAUGGUGGCCUAGGUUAUGGCUAUGGUGGCCUGGGCUAUGGCUAUGGUGGCCUGGGCUAUGGCUAUGGUGGCCUGGGCUAUGGCUAUGGUAGCCUAGGUUGUGGCUACGGCUGUGGCUGUGGCUCUCGAUAUGCAUACAGCACCUAUCGUCCAUGCUGCUACGGAAGAAUUUCUGGGAUCUACUAAGAAUUUAGGCUAGCUGUCUCAUUUGGGGUCAUUUGCUUAUAAAAACCCAGGGCACUAAUAUGUAGGAAAAUUUAUAAUUUUACUUUUCAAUAAAGCUAAAUUUCUUUCACAUUAUUUGC